Messenger RNA from Dicrocoelium dendriticum, 999 nucleotides. Lineage: Eukaryota; Metazoa; Platyhelminthes; Trematoda; Plagiorchiida; Dicrocoeliidae. The record is from the annotation of a GenBank genome assembly.
AUGAAUUCUAAGUAUGCUGGUGGCACUGUUUUAGCUCACUUCUUAACGGAUGAAACUGGGCCGCACUGUGGAGAUUUUACAUUUAACGAACAAGACUUGUUAUUGCUAUGUAGUCGAGAGGUGAAUCUGAACGAUCAACCGGCCCAAGUAGUGGUCAGUCACCCGAAAAUCCCUGGCCUAUCAUGGAUCGUUUUCUUCUACCAAACAGCCCCAAAUCAGUAUCAGCCAAGGGUUGCUUUCGAUUUCCCGAGCUACUUGCGUGCAGAUUGUGAACACAAAUUUGAGGGUAGCUCUUGGCUUACCUCAACUUUACCUCCAAAAGCAAUGAACGAACGUUGGGUCAGUUUGGGUACAGUCAAAAAAGUGGAAAUACGAAUAAACAUUACCAAAAUUUGGUUCAAGUUUCCAGUGUUUACUGCAUGCUGCCACCCAUUGAAAACGAAGCGUUUCGUACGUCAGCCUGAUUUUACCAUGCCGGAUCACUUUUCCGAUGUGCAAAUAUUACCCCAGGAUCCAAAUAAUCGACGGCUUUUCGCACACCGGCAGGUAUUGGCCAUGAAUUCACCUUGGUUUGCCGAACGUUUUCGCACCGCUGCUCAGUUGAAUAGCGGUGAUAUCGGUCAACUCAUCUCCAUUCCCUUUGACUACGAUGUAGUGCUUAACUUUCUACAUGCGGUCUAUCCCAACGGGGAUUUUGAGAUAACCGCCGAGAAUGUCGAGGGCUUGAUGGACAUGGCGAAGGAAUAUCAAAUGCCUAAUUUGAUACGCAAAUGUGAGAAGUGGAUGUAUAAAUUUCUAGAAGGUGGUUCAGCUGUAUUGUGUUACUAUUUGGCUCGUAAACAUGAAUUACCGCAAGUGCAGGAAGCUGCUUUGCUCCAUUUAGCCGAGCUGAACUCGUCCCAGCUUCGUGCUCGCCUGAAUCUCGAUAUGAAAGGCAAAUCACCUGAUACACAUGAGAUACUUUUGAGCGAUCUGUGCCUUCGUCUGGCCGGCUCAUAA